AUGGCCUCCAUGUUCGGCAGCUUCCCGGGGAUGUUCAACGCCGCCGCGUUCGCCGCGGCGGCGGCGGCCGCUUUUCCCGCGGGGGCGAAGGGGCUGCCCAAGCUGGCGCCGGUUGCACCAGCAGCAGCGGCGGCAGCUUCGCCGGCGGUCUUGUGUCUGGCACCAAAGACAACUGCUGCCGCCGCCGGCAAGCCCCCGCCUGGCAAGCGGAGAAAGCGGGGCCGGAACGAAGAUGGCGAUGCCCCGGAGACAGGAGGUGCUACAGCAGCCGCCGAUGCCGUGAAGCUCGAGGAGGUUAACGGAGCAGCAGGGGGACCCUUACCUGCCGGCAGGAUAGCCGGGAGGGAACAGCAAGCCAUCUCUCCGCAGCAGGUGGCUUCUCUUGGAGCCGCGGGGAUGGGGGGCGUAGCCGGAGGGGGAGGGGCGCCGCCACUGCCGAUUAGCGUGCUCGCGCCGAGCUCGUUCGACGGCGACAUGUCUACCCAAGAACGGAAGGUUUAA
Molecule: messenger RNA, 501 nt
Organism: Ectocarpus siliculosus
Lineage: Eukaryota; Phaeophyceae; Ectocarpales; Ectocarpaceae
Source: the annotation of a GenBank genome assembly